GGCACCCCACCCAGUAUUGCCACCAGAGGUGGGACCAAAAUCAAAAUUACCGCACCCUACAAGCAUAUAUAUCUUGCAGGCAGAGCAGAGCCCGCUGCUCCAUUCAUUGACCUCUCCUCGCAGGUCGCAAGAAAGCAUGGCGCCGGUUAAGGUAUUCGGGUCCGCGGUGUUCGCGAACGCCGCGCGUGUGAUGGCGUGCCUCGAGGAGGUGGGCGUCGAGUACGACGUCGUCGAGGUCGACUACAUGGCCAAGGAGCACAAGGGCCUCGAGCAUCUGGCGAGAAACCCGUUCGGCCAAAUCCCAGCGUUUCAGGAUGGGGACAUCAUGCUCUUCGAGUCCCGAGCAAUCUCAAAGUAUGUGCUCCGAAAAUAUGCCAAGUCAGCCCAAGAUGACCUGCUGCGAGAGGGCAACCCGGAGGAAGCUGCGAUGGUGGAUGUGUGGACAGAAGUGGAGGCACACCACUACCUACCGGCCAUGGCACCCAUCUUCUACGAGUGCGUCGUGUACCCCGCGAGGCUCGGCACCACGCCCAACCAGAAGGUUGUGGACGAGAGUGUCGAGAAGUUCAAGAAGGUGCUCGACGUCUACGAGGUCUGCCUGUCCAAGAGCAAGUACCUCGCCGGGGACUUCUUUAGCUUUGCGGACCUCAACCAUUUCCCCUUUACCUUCCAUAUCAUGGCGACGCCGCACGCGUCGGUCUUCGACUCGUACCCGCACGUCAAGGCGUGGUGGGAGAGAGUUAUGGAGAGGCCGUCGCUGAAGAAGAUCAGCGCCCAUAUGGAGAUCAAGCCCUGAUCGCUCAAGCAAAUAUAGUUAUAGCUGCGUUGCAUGAUCUACUUUGAGUUUUAUUGCAAACCAUUUGGUCCUGUACCUGCAAUAUAACGUUGCUAUUUCCGCCGCUGUAACAACUUGUGCAUCAUUAUUGUCGACUAAUUGUUUUGUUUAACUUGUCA
Messenger RNA from Panicum virgatum (switchgrass), 954 nucleotides. Its product is annotated as probable glutathione S-transferase GSTF1. NCBI's taxonomy places the organism in Eukaryota, Viridiplantae, Streptophyta, Magnoliopsida, Poales, Poaceae. Gene Ontology annotation, cellular component: cytoplasm. The transcript has 3 exons. Bases 137 to 796 code for a protein of 219 amino acids. Gene Ontology annotation, molecular function: glutathione binding; glutathione transferase activity. The record is from RefSeq and is a predicted model, not a curated record.